AUGUCUCUCACCAACGCCACGCCGCUCGAGGUCGCCCAGGCGGCCAGACUCGGAUCCCGGAAACUUGCUGUCUUGUCUACCGAGGAGCGGAAUGCCGCACUGACUGCUAUUCAUGCUGCACUAGCAACUGGAAAAGAGGAGGUCCUAGCGGCCAAUGCGCGGGAUCUGGAAGCUGCGAACAAGGCCGCAGCAGGAGGCACGCUAAGUGCAAGUUUGGUCAAAAGACUGGAUCUGGGGAAGCCGGGGAAGUAUGAGGAUAUGCUGCAGGGGAUACUGGACGUGAAGGAGUUGGAGGAUCCUAUCAACAAGACCACCGCGAGGACCCUACUGGAUGAUGACUUGGUCCUCUCAAGGAUAACAUGUCCUAUUGGCGUUCUUCUCAUCAUCUUCGAAGCUAGACCUGAAGUCAUCGCGAACAUAUCCGCGCUCGCCAUCAAGUCUGGAAACGCAGCUAUCCUCAAAGGUGGCCGAGAAUCCAGCAACAGCUUCGCGGCCAUUGCAUCCAUCAUUUCCAAGGCUCUUACGUCAACAGCGGUCCCAUCAGACUGCCUGCAACUAGUCCAAACACACGAUGUCAUCGCCGACUUGCUGAAGCAGGAUACGUACAUCGAUCUUUGUAUUCCUCGCGGUGGUAAUAAACUAGUCCGCUAUGUGAAGGACACGACCACCAUCCCCGUCCUCGGCCACGCAGAUGGAAUAUGUUCAACCUACCUCUGCGCGGACUACCCCGCCGAAAAGGCCACUAAGAUAGUCUUGGACGCAAAGACAAGCUACCCAGCUGGCUGCAACGCCCUCGAGCAACUCAUUGUUGAAGAAGCAGCCUUGAGCACCACUCUUCCCACCGUCGCAGAAGCACUCUUACAAAAGGGCGUAUCACUCCGCUGUGACCAUACCUCGCUCCUCGCCCUCAGAGGCAAACUAGACCCACACUCCGCUACGCUUCUACAGGAAGCCGGACCGGAAGACUACGACACCGAGUUCCUAGACUACAUACUCGCCAUUAAGACAGUUACCAACGUCGACGAAGCUAUCAACCACAUCAACGCUCACGGUUCCCACCACACCGAUGCCAUACUCACCACCUCGGAAAUCACAGCGAAGACUUUCCUCGCAGCCGUCGACUCAUCCUCCGUUUACUGGAACACCAGCACGCGCAUGGCGGAUGGCCAGCGAUAUGGCUUCGGUACCGAAGUCGGCAUCUCAACAAAUAAGAUCCAUUCUAGAGGACCUGUUGGACUAGAAGGCUUGACGAUUUACAAAUGGGUCAUUGUAGGUGAUGCGCAGGUCAGUGCAGAUUACGGCGCUGGAGGCAAGCAGUGGAAACAUCAGCGCCUCCCAGUUGGUGACGAAGGGAGUGUAGCGAGGAAUGAGGAGGAGAGGGAGGUAUUGAGGAAGUUCAGGGCAAGCAAGGCUUGA
This is a messenger RNA of Alternaria incomplexa, 1416 nucleotides long. RefSeq lists its product as uncharacterized. The transcript has a single exon. Gene Ontology annotation, molecular function: NADP binding; glutamate-5-semialdehyde dehydrogenase (NADP+) activity. Lineage: Eukaryota; Fungi; Ascomycota; Dothideomycetes; Pleosporales; Pleosporaceae. Bases 1 to 1416 code for a protein of 471 amino acids. The record is from RefSeq and is a predicted model, not a curated record.